GGACGAAUGGGAGUGAGAUCCAGGGGGACACAGAAUCUGCAUGGAGGACUGAGGGGCCACAUCACCCUGCAGGAGCCCUGAGAACAUGGAACCAGCAGAUAGAGACUCGGGCUCCAGUCCAAAGGCCGACCCAGUCCUCAGCCCCCAAUAUCAGCAGAGACUAUGGAGGGUCUGCAACGGACUGAUGGCGGCAUUUUUUGCCCUGGCUGCUUAUGUGCAAAUCAAUGAUCCAGAUCCUGAAAUGUGGAUUGUGAUCUAUAUGGUCCCGGCCGCCCUGAUCUUCCUCCUCAGUGUGAACCCAGACAUAACGGGUCAUGUGAUCUGGAGGACUUUGUCCGGUCUCCACAGCGGCGUCUGUUUGAUGGGAGCGUCUUAUCUACUGGUGCCGUUGCUGGUUUCUGGUAAUAUAAGAAGCAUUUUACAUGAGGAAGAGGGCAGAGAGCUAUCUGGAUUACUAAUCAUUGCACUCUGGAUGUUCCUCUGUAAAGAUUCCAGAAGAGCCUCGGUUGGUGCGUUCAGAUUAUUGGUGGCCACAUCCAUCUCAGUUUUUCCCUUCUUGACUUGGAUCUACAUCUACAUUAACAAGGAGAUGAGGACAUCUUGGCCUCAGCACUGCAAAACCGUCAUAUGAGAUCAGAAC
This is a messenger RNA of Bufo gargarizans (Asiatic toad), 640 nucleotides long. RefSeq names its product transmembrane protein 220-like. NCBI's taxonomy places the organism in Eukaryota, Metazoa, Chordata, Amphibia, Anura, Bufonidae. The record is from RefSeq and is a predicted model, not a curated record. Bases 86 to 631 code for a protein of 181 amino acids. The transcript is spliced from 6 exons.